Tachysurus fulvidraco (yellow catfish) is the source of this 2782-nucleotide messenger RNA. It is a transcript of the gene fam234b, whose product is annotated as family with sequence similarity 234 member B. The record is from RefSeq and is a predicted model, not a curated record. Gene Ontology annotation, molecular function: protein binding. Bases 330 to 2249 code for a protein of 639 amino acids. Lineage: Eukaryota; Metazoa; Chordata; Actinopteri; Siluriformes; Bagridae. The transcript has 14 exons.
GGUGGUGGUGAUGAUCCUCGUGUACUCAUGUUUACUCACGUGUUUAUUUCUGUAGGCUUUAAAGUAGAUUACUGUUUAUUGCUGUUUUAUAGUAAACUUUUAUUAAGAUGGUUUUAGAGGCACAUUGCAGUGGAUAAUAACUGGAGGCACAACAUUCCCCAGAAUGCAUUGCGGUUUUGUGAUCCUGCCCCUCUGGGUUUAGCGGUAUCUCGGAUCAUAGUGAGCGCACAGAUCAUAGUGAGCACACGGAUCAUAGUGAGCGCACAGAUCAUAGUGAGCACACGGACGCGCGUGCAGGACCGUUAUUGUGGUGUUUACUGUCACUGGCGAUGGCAACGGCUCUGUCACGUGCGCUCAAACUGCCAGGGAAGAAGGGCUCGGAGCUGGGUGAGUAUGACCCCUUGACCCAGGUGGACAGUGAGGAUGACAGUGAGGAAGAUGACCUUGUACUUAAUUACCCACGGAACGGUCUCACAUCCCAUUCACGCACUGCCACACUCAGGCUGGGACAGGAAGGGGCGGAGCUACAGGAGGAGGAUGAGGACGAGGGGGACACAUGGAGGCAUGGAGGUGGGAAGGACAGGAGGUGCAAAGCAGGGGGUGUGGCUGAUGACAGUGUGGGGUUGGUCAGUGAAGAGGCGGGGCAGAAGGCGAAGGUCCAGGCGGCAGUGCGCACGGCGGCGUUUGUAGUGCCACUGAUCGGCGCCGCGAUGUUCGUCCUGCUGUUCGCCUUCUUGUUGCCAUGCCAACGAAGGGGCUCACAAAGACAGAAUGAGUGGGAGACUGAAGUGGGACAUGCAGGCGGUGUGACGUCACCUCCCAUGGCAUUGUGGGAUGUAGACGGGGACGGAGUGGAGGACUUAUUACUCUCAGUCAUGAGGAUCAACAACAGCAGCCAGCAGAUCAGUUACUCAGCAAACAUCAAGGAGUACAGUGUAGUAGCCCUACAUGGAGUGAACGGCUCAGUGAUGUGGACUCGCUCUCUGAAGGAGCCGCUCUCCUCUGUGCAGUGUUCAGCUCCUAACACCUGCCUGCUCAUCACCUCAACACUCCUGAGCAGUGUGAAUGCAUCUACAGGUAAGAAGUUGUGGGAGGUGCCAGCAGGAGAUGAGGUGGUGUCACAGGCUGUGGCUGUUCCUGAUGUGCAGGGAGAUUCUGUUCCAGACCUGCUGAUCGCUACUGUAGACCAGGAAUCAGUUAUCUCUCUAGUCCUGCACUCGGGGUUGACGGGCUCUCUGAUUGGCCAGCCGGUAAACUUUAACUUCACAACACAGGGAAAGCUGAUUGGUCCCUUGCUGCAUGAGACAGUGUUGGGAGCGUACUACAUCCUGCUAGGAAUCGGUAAAGUGGAGGCGGUGUCUCUGAGAGAUGUUUAUAGAAAUGUGACAGGCCACACGACCGCCCCCCCGAGUCUCAGUGUGAAGGACCCUGUGUGGGAGAAGCAGAGGAAGAACAACUCAUCUACACUCAUCCCCAUCUACAGUGGUGUUGAUCAGGUUUUGUAUUUUCUCCCCUUGGUAACUGGAGUGUGUAAUAACCACAAUAACCUGGACGUCGACUCGAGUCGUAACUCCAGCCGCAGUGACUGGGUGGUGGUGAGUGUGAACAGUCAGAUCUCCGUCAUCCGAGAGAGAGACAUACACACCACCUGGACCGUUAACUCCUCCUCCAUACACAGUCAUCCUGCUGUUGGCUAUUUUAAUGAUGAUGGAGUUCCUGAUCUGCUAAUCCAGCAAUCUGCUAAUGGCAUCCGAAAGGUCCAGAUUAUUGAUGGAGCUCAGGGACAGAUUCUGUGGGAGGCGGAGUUUGUUUGUCCCCGCCUUGUUCUGGAAGGUUCUACCAUUCUGACCACAUCCGGCCAGUCAGCGUUCCUGUUCUGGGCGGGUGAUCCACUUCCUCUAUCGAAGAAUGUUACCAAGGUAAGCCCACCUGAGCCAUUCCUUCGCAGACUUUUCCUCCUCCACCCAGCAUAUCCCACAAUCCUUCAGGAGCUCACCAGCACCACUGACACAGCACUCACAUCUGCAGUGAGUUAUGAUGAUGAGCAGAAGGAUGUGUCCUACGUGGUGGUCGUGUCGCGGCCCGUCUCAGGUCUCGGUCCUGGGGUUCAGCUGGUGAAGAGUGUGAGUGUGAGCGCGUCUCUGACCAGUGCUACGACCGUACGCCUGAGUGAUGACACACACACUCGCGCACACACCACCUUCCAGAUCAACAAGUUCUUCAGAAGCCUGGCCUUCAGACGCCAGUGAGAAGGUGUAGGACACGGAUCAGGACACGGACACGGAUCAGGACACGGAUCAGGACACGGAUCAGGAGGUUCACACCGAUACCUAUUUAUUCAUAUUAUUUAUUUAGAUGAUGAUGAUGAUGAUGAUGAAGAUGAGAAUCAGUGAGGAGUGUCAACGUUCCAAAUCAAUAAUAUGACCAUGAAACACAGAUGAAACUCACUUUACUCAACAGGAGCUACGUUGCUAAGGGUAACGCUAACACUAGUGUGGGACAGUGGGACAGUGUCUGUAGUUACAGAUGUAGUAUAAAUAGAUUACUUUAGCAGAUUAAUAAAGCAGCGUUAGCACUGAGCGCCGCUACGUGCUGAUCCACACCACGUCAGUGUGCUGAGCACAUGCUUUAGUAGCAUUAGUGAUAUCGGUGUAUGCUGUAGUAGCUAACGUAAUGCUAAUGCUAAUGCUAAUGUAACAUUAAGCUCCUAUUCAGAGUUUUGCUUGUUUCUUCUUGGACCAUUGAUUUUUGUAUUAAAAUGUUUUUCAUUUUGUUCUUUUUA